Messenger RNA from Suillus bovinus, 2451 nucleotides. Its product is annotated as major facilitator superfamily domain-containing protein. The record is from RefSeq and is a predicted model, not a curated record. The coding region runs from base 82 to 2187 and encodes 701 amino acids. Gene Ontology annotation, molecular function: sucrose:proton symporter activity. The transcript has 13 exons. Lineage: Eukaryota; Fungi; Basidiomycota; Agaricomycetes; Boletales; Suillaceae. Gene Ontology annotation, cellular component: membrane.
GUUGGACUUCCAACUUGCAAAGUACUAACAAACUAAUCGAAAUCCUGCAAACAGUUUACUGGGUAGGCAUACUCUACAAGAAUGACCGGCUUUUCUGCUCUACCCUUCGCUGAAGACUCCCUCAAUGACGAAUCCCGGUGGAUAGGGAGAGCCAGGAUAUUAGGACCCCCAUUGACACGUCUCCCUACUCUCACUAUUGGACUUUUGGGAGUUUCGGUCUUGUGGUCGGUUGAGAUGUCAUAUGCCUCCCCCUACCUAUUGUCCCUCGGUCUGUCAAAACCACUAAUGGCAGUGGUCUUCCUUGCUGGGCCCCUCUCUGGUCUCAUUGUUCAGCCCUUAAUAGGUGUGCUAGCUGAUAAUUCAAAGUCACGCUUUGGCAGACGGCGGCCUUUAAUCGGUAUUGGUGCAGCAUUAUGUUGUAUUACAACCCUUCUGUUCGGAUACGCUCGUCCAUUUGCUGCUUUGUUUACAACGCCAGGAUCAUCCUCGCAUGAUUCACUUGCCAUAUGGCUUGCUGUCCUAUCGAUAUAUUGCAUAGAUUUUUCCAUCAAUGCAGUGCAAGCUCUGGACCGUGCUCUUUUGGUCGACACCCUACCCCCAUCAGAUCAGCCCAGUGGUAACGCAUGGGCUGCUCGAAUGCAGGCCAUUGGCGGCGUACUCGGAUUCUUUGUGGGAGAAAUAGACCUUCCUCAAUGGUUACCUUUCCUUGGCCAUGCUCAACUAGAAGAUUUGGUAGUCAUUGCGUCUCUGUUACUCAUAUCCACUCAUCUGUUGACCUCUAUUUGCGUCAAAGAGAGGAUACUUGUUGCAACCGAUACCCGCGCCCAGGGUCUGAAGCAAGAAAUAUACAAUAUAUGGAAUACUCUGACAAGAUUACCUCGAGUAAUAAAACAAAUCUGUUAUAUUCAAUUUUUUUCAUCCCUGGCCUGGUUCCCUGUUUUAUUCUAUACUACCGUGUAUAUUGGCGAACUACACAAACAGGUUUCCCCUCCUCCAGCAGACGAUGAUUCAGCUGUCAUAUUAGAAGAGGAGGCGACACGUCUUGGCACGCGUGCACUAUUCUACAGCGCGCUUGUAUCCCUUGCAGCAAACAUCAUUAUGCCUUUCUUCGUCAUCCGUGCUAAAGAAGUUGCUAUAUCGACCCCUCUUCGACUGAAGAAGCCGUGGUUGGAACGUGUCCAGGUUCACCUGGCUACACUGUGGGCAUUCUCUCUUCUUGUAUUCGCACUAUGCAUGGCUGCUACGUUCGUUGUAUCAAGCGUUGGCGGUGCUACUUUCAUCAUGUCAGUGACCGGAUUUUGUUGGGCCAUAGUACAGUGGGCCCCAUUUACGUUGCUCGCGGAGGCAAUAUUGUCCCAUCCCGCAACUGAUGAAGAGACUAUCUCGAUAUACCUCGAGGACACGCGCUUGAAUUUAAGAUCCAGGACUGAUGAUGAUGAGCAGGAUGCUGAUGAAACUCGGCAUCUCGUCGAUUCCGACCUGGAAGACCCGACAUACUCGAGAUCUGCGUCGCCGGAGCAAGAGAAUGGCGACUAUCCGAGGAUCAUGAUAAAUCACGAAGCACGAGUCAGCCAGAUAGAUAUAAAUGACUCAUCGGCUCAAAUGUCUCAUGAUGCAUUGCCUCGCAGGCUGAAAAAGAAUCCCAACGGCUUAAGCUCGCAGGCUGGUGCUAUUCUCGGCAUUCAUAAUAUUUUUAUCGUCGUACCCCAAUUUCUCGUCACUGGCCUGUCGUCAAUCAUCUUCGCAAUAUUUGAUCCUCAGAAAUCUGUCCUACAUGGUCAUCAUCCGGGCAACGCUAUCCCUGUCAAUGGUACGAUCAUUACGUCAGGAGAUGUCAUGCGACAAAUCUUAGAUCGAGACCAAGAUCCCUCUGUAAAAACAGGUCCCAAUGCAAUUGCAAUAAUCUUUCGGUUGGGGGGCGUAGCCGCGGCCGUAGCUUUUGCCUUGUGCUGGCGCCUAGCUAGGGAAUUGAGACACAUGAAUUUUGAUCGCUUUCCUGGUCACCUGGGUACUUCCAAUGUCGAACUACAGUUAUACAUACAUGCUUUGAUACUUUCCGGACGAAUGCCACAUCCUCAAAAAACAGUUCCGUCGCUCUCUAUCUCGAUGGGCGGUCCGCCAGUCAAGGGGCGGAGUCGCUUGGCAAUUUCUCUCCCUCCUUUCCACGUUGCGCUUUCUAGUACUUGAGCAAGGGUGAGAUCAUAAGAGUUCACACCAAUUUGACUUCGAAUGCCAUCAGCGAUACGAUCCCUUCCCAAGAAGUUUAGUGUAAUCUUGGGAUGGUUUCACUGAUGUGACCCACAGUUCAAUCACCGUCAUUGCCCGCCAUUCAACUACAGCACCAUGUGAUGGUGGAAGACGUGGAACACCGUCGGUGUUUGUGGGCGCUUCAAGACCGGGUUUAAGAGUAAGAACGCCAAAGUCAAUCAGCAAGCCUCCUAGAUGAAACUU